CCGGCUCAUCAAUGCUUCAUCUACAAUUGUUCAGUACCACGCGUAACGCAAGUGUGUCAACGUGUCUGUCUGGUUAUCUGCCACUUCUUCGUUUUACAAUCUUCGUUUGUCGUACGAGUAGAUCGAGUAAUUCGUUCUAAUAGUGAAUGGAUAAACUAGUGGCUAUAGAAGACAACAAAAAAGACGAUCCUUGUUUUGAACUUUUGCGACAGUAAAGAUUGCCAGGUGUACAUGAUUAAUCGGAUUGAAUUGAUUGGCUAUUUGGUGAAUUUCACUGAAACAAGCUCGUUUUGCAGUAGAUGAAAAGAAAUGUAUUAAUAAAAAUCAGAGAGAUGAUGCUGAAUGUGAAUUAUAGCAGGCGUUCGGGCACAUUGCCAGUCAAAGGGUUGCUAUGGAUCAGUCUAUUAAUGAUGGUGAUCACAUGGAGUCAGGCGAAAGACAACAAUUGCUGUUCGGAUGGUUUCAUGUGGUUACAUACGCUGAAUUGUUCUGAUGGCAACGCGAUUAAUCUUGCGUGCUCAUUUGGUUGGUACAUAGUCAAUCCUGAAAUGCGCACGUUCGAUAACUUCACUAUAAUCGAGGAAUAUGGGAAACCGUGGCUACAGUUUGUAGACACUGCAUCCACAAAAAUAGAAGCAGAGAGAUUCUGCGUGGCAAGAAAUCCGAACACUGGUGUCAAAAUUGCUUUGGUAUGCACGGAUAUCGAAUACGACGGUAUUCAAUGGAGAAACACAUUGUUCUGCACCCUGAGUAUCAUAUCGGCCAUAUUUUUGAUCAUCACCUUGGCAGUUUAUGUUUUGCUACCAGAAUUAAGAGAGAUUCAAGAUAAAGCAAUGAUGGCUGUAGUCACGUCAUUAACAGUUAGCUAUAUCAUCCUUUCCAUUCAGAUGUUGAGGAAGUCGCACGAUGAUGAUUAUGAUAUAUGUGUCUCUCUAGGAUUCAUUCUAUAUUUCGGUUUUAUGGCUGUUUUUUUCUGGUUAAACAUCGUCUCAUUCAACAUAUGGAGAAUAGUUUGGUUUAAAGAUUUCAUGAUCGGAGAUAAAAUGCUUUUUACUAUUUAUUCUAUUAUCGGCUGGAGUGGACCAUUAUGCUUAUUAAUUGCAAUUUUGAUUACUCAUCACGUAGAAGGAAACCAUCUGAAACCCGGUUUUGGAGAAAGUAGCUGUUGGUUCAACGGGCAUGAACAAACGUGGGCGUAUUUUUAUGGGCCAAUCAGUAUUUUAUUGACGUUAAACGUUAUCUAUCUCGGCCUAACUGGCUGGCGAUUGUGGCAUCAGUAUCGUGACUAUAGCGGAAGCAAAUUACGAGUACUUCGUUUUAAAUGCCUGCUUUACAUCAAACUGAUACUUUUCAUGGGCGUAACAUGGAUUUUUGAAGUGCUUUCGUAUGCUGAUCAUAGUAAACAAGAUUUCUGGAUACCGAUGGAUAUACUGAAUGCGUUACAAGGCUUUAUAAUAUUCCUCUUGUUGGUUGGGACGCGAAAACGAGUGAGAAAGUUGUUGGCAAAGAAGAGACCUUGUGGGAUUGGCUUUCCAAAAUCUUGGGCAGCUUACGAGGAUGAAGAGUGCGAGGAAGUACUACCUGAAGAAGUCGAAUUAUCGCAACAUGAUUAGUGUUUAUAAAAAUAACUUUGUUUCUUUUUCGUCGCUAAUAACGUAACGUAAUAAGACGUGUAGUUUCUUUUUAUACCAAUAUAUUCGACUAGUCGAAGAUAAUCAUGAGUAAUGACAAUGAGACAAAGAAUUACUUCUAUUUAAGUAACAUAGUCGUAUAAAGAUCGUAUAGAAUUUAAUACUCUUUUAAUGAAUCGUCGUAAAAUACGUUUUUUAAGAAUCUCUACAAACAUUGCCUAGCAACAAAUAUCACGUUAAUUAUCGUAUCAUUUACUAUCAUACGAUUUUUGUUGAUCUGUAGAUUAGCUAAAGAACAAGAAGGUUCACAACUCAUCAUGGCAAUUUCGUGUAAUCUAGUAAUUUUAUUAUUUUCUUCGUAGGCGUCCGUAUCAAACUUUCUCAUUCUAAUCGACUGACGCGACACUUCCGAGACGACGAUUCACCUUACAUCAUCAUGUACUUCUGACGUCUUUGAGUCAUUAAAAACGUGUUAGUCGACAGAUAUCGCAAACGUUAAAACCACGAACGCUGAAGCACACGAAAUAUGAGUGUAAAUAUUCGAAGUUGCCAGAAUACUUUUUAUUACCAUAACGAAUAAAAUGAAAGUGUUGUAUCUCAAAAUAAAUAUAAGAGACAAAAAAAUGAAUUAUGUGAACAACGUUAAUUAAGUAUGAUAAUAAAAUUAAGCGUCAUUUUUAA
Bombus terrestris (buff-tailed bumblebee) is the source of this 2312-nucleotide messenger RNA. Its product is annotated as probable G-protein coupled receptor Mth-like 1. Gene Ontology annotation, molecular function: G protein-coupled receptor activity. The record is from RefSeq and is a predicted model, not a curated record. The transcript has 8 exons. Gene Ontology annotation, biological process: cell surface receptor signaling pathway; G protein-coupled receptor signaling pathway. Lineage: Eukaryota; Metazoa; Arthropoda; Insecta; Hymenoptera; Apidae. The coding region runs from base 300 to 1613 and encodes 437 amino acids. Gene Ontology annotation, cellular component: membrane.